Molecule: messenger RNA, 2217 nt
Organism: Bubalus bubalis (water buffalo)
Lineage: Eukaryota; Metazoa; Chordata; Mammalia; Artiodactyla; Bovidae
Gene: HDAC1
Product: histone deacetylase 1
Exons: 15
Coding region: 331-1692 (453 amino acids)
Molecular function (GO): histone deacetylase activity
Source: RefSeq, a predicted model, not a curated record
GCCCCCUCCCCGCGGGUCGGACGCUGAGCGGAGCCACCGGCGGGAGGGCGGACGGACCGAUUGACGGGAGGGACGGGAGGCGAGCAAGAUGGCGCAGACUCAGGGCACCAAGAGGAAAGUCUGUUACUAUUACGACGGGUAUUUGUGAGAAUCCAGUAAGAAAGUGAUUGCAAAAGUGCUUUGACACCAUAAAGUGUUCUGGUGUGCAGGAGGUGAACUGUGACUUACAGUAAUUCUGAGUAGUGAUGAUUGUUCUUUCUGUUGUGGGAGUGAAUUCCUUGGAGACAGUGAGGGGAUGUUGGAAAUUACUAUUAUGGACAAGGCCACCCAAUGAAGCCUCACCGAAUCCGCAUGACUCAUAAUUUACUCCUUAACUAUGGUCUCUACAGGAAGAUGGAAAUCUAUCGCCCUCACAAAGCCAAUGCUGAGGAGAUGACCAAGUACCACAGUGAUGACUACAUUAAAUUCUUACGCUCCAUCCGCCCAGACAACAUGUCCGAGUACAGCAAGCAGAUGCAGAGAUUCAACGUCGGUGAGGACUGUCCAGUAUUUGAUGGCCUGUUUGAGUUCUGUCAGCUGUCUACUGGUGGCUCUGUGGCAAGUGCCGUGAAACUUAAUAAGCAGCAGACGGACAUCGCUGUGAAUUGGGCUGGGGGCCUACACCAUGCAAAGAAGUCCGAGGCAUCUGGCUUCUGUUACGUCAAUGAUAUCGUCUUGGCCAUCCUGGAACUGCUAAAGUAUCACCAGAGGGUGCUGUAUAUUGACAUUGAUAUUCACCACGGCGAUGGCGUGGAAGAGGCCUUCUAUACCACAGACCGAGUCAUGACUGUGUCCUUUCAUAAAUAUGGAGAGUACUUCCCAGGAACUGGGGACCUACGGGAUAUUGGAGCUGGCAAAGGCAAGUAUUAUGCUGUUAACUACCCUCUCCGAGAUGGGAUUGACGACGAGUCCUAUGAGGCCAUUUUCAAGCCGGUCAUGUCCAAAGUAAUGGAGAUGUUCCAGCCCAGUGCAGUUGUCUUGCAGUGUGGCUCUGACUCCCUGUCUGGGGAUCGGUUAGGUUGCUUCAAUCUGACCAUCAAAGGGCAUGCCAAGUGUGUGGAAUUUGUGAAGAGCUUCAACCUGCCUAUGCUGAUGCUGGGAGGAGGUGGCUACACCAUUCGCAAUGUCGCCCGGUGCUGGACAUAUGAAACAGCUGUGGCCCUGGACACGGAGAUCCCUAAUGAGCUUCCAUACAACGACUACUUCGAAUACUUUGGACCAGAUUUCAAACUUCAUAUCAGUCCUUCCAAUAUGACUAACCAGAACACUAAUGAGUACCUGGAAAAGAUCAAACAGCGGCUGUUCGAGAACCUGAGAAUGCUGCCCCACGCGCCUGGGGUCCAGAUGCAGGCCAUCCCCGAGGACGCCAUUCCAGAGGAGAGUGGCGAUGAGGAUGAAGAAGACCCUGACAAGCGCAUCUCAAUCUGUUCCUCGGACAAACGAAUUGCCUGUGAGGAAGAGUUCUCCGACUCUGACGAGGAGGGAGAAGGCGGGCGCAAGAACUCUUCCAACUUCAAGAAAGCCAAGAGAGUCAAAACAGAGGAUGAGAAAGAGAAAGAUCCAGAAGAGAAGAAAGAAGUCACAGAAGAGGAGAAAACCAAGGAAGAGAAGCAAGAAGCCAAAGGGGUCAAGGAAGAGGUCAAGUUGGCCUGAAGAGACCUCUCCAGUUCUGGCUUCUUGCCAAAUCCCCACCUUUAUCCCACAACCCUUCAGAUUUUAUAUUUUCUAUUUCUCUGUGUAUUUAUAUAAAAAUAUAUUAAAUAUAAAUAUCCCCAGGGACUAGACAGGAACCAGGGCCCUGAGGUCAGGGCACACAUUACUUUUCUAGUAGCUGCCUUGCAACCCAUCCCUCCCAAACUCUUGAACCCUAAUGGGUACUGGGUAAAAGGGAUCCACUUAAGCAGCGAUAGGACAAAAUCUUGAAGUGCCUGCUUCGUAGCUUUGAAAAGGUGCCCUUGCUGAGCAUUUGAGAAGGGGUGGCUGGGUCUUCAGGGACUCCCUGUUGUGUUUAGGCUCUUAAGGUAACAUCAGCCGUUUUUAGAUUGGUUCUGUUCUCAUGCCUGCCCUCUCUGUCUUUCCCCCAGUUCUGCAGGUGAAGAUUGGUAGUCUAGUUUCCAUUUUGAGAUACUAUAUUUCAUUUUUGUGAGAAUCUUUGUAAUAAAAUGAUACAUUUCUAUA